This is a messenger RNA of Thlaspi arvense, 1056 nucleotides long. Lineage: Eukaryota; Viridiplantae; Streptophyta; Magnoliopsida; Brassicales; Brassicaceae. The record is from the annotation of a GenBank genome assembly.
AUGUACCAUCUCCCCUCUUCUUGUCUAGUCUUGUUCUUCCUCUUUUCCAUGUUUCACCAUCUUCCUUGCACUUCAAGUCAACAAGAACUUGGGGGGUGCGAGUCUCAGUUUCAUUGUGGGAACAUCACAGCUGGUUUCCCCUUCUCAGGUGCGAAUCGUCCCAAAGCUUGCGGUCAUCCAUCACUGGAGCUUCACUGCUUUAAUAACAAGGCCUCUAUAAUCAUCUCAAACCAUCUCUACGAUGUUCUCCAUAUAGAUCCAAAAUCUAAAACUCUCAUACUGGACCGAUCAGAGCUUCGAGUCUCUUUUUGCAAUGCUACAUUCACAGCCGCAACCUUGCCUCCUGAAAUCUUUGAGCUUUCACCAACCUACAAGAACCUCAGUGUCUUCUACCUCUGCAACCCUAAGCUUCCUUACCAUUCGAGCUAUACAUGUCCUGGUAAAGGUCUUAUCUCAGUAUCUCAAACCCUUGAUUAUCACAAUUCUUGUGAUGACAGUUUCACAAUUAACGUUCCUAAGAGCUUUGUUCCAGAAGAGAAAGAGUUAAACAUUACCAAUUUGGAAAGUGCUUUAAGAGAAGGGUUUGAUGUGAAGCUGACGAUCGAUGAGAGAGCAUGUCAAGAAUGUUCAUCAUCUCAUGGAAUCUGCAGCUUCGAAGAUACCACACAGCCAGUGAGUUUCACAGACGCUGCAGUCAACCGUUUAGUUGCGGCAAUCAGAAUGAUCUCUUGUACCCUCAACUUCCUUCAAUGGGGUACCCGUUUAGUUAUGGAUUACUGGCAGAGAAGAAUGCGGCCACCCGGAGUACAAGCUCGAAUGGAUGAGAAACCUUUUAAACGGCUUCAUUGGAUCGUGCGAAAGAAACGUCAGUAUUCCUGCAUCUGGACCAGCGCUGAAUACACUGCAAAAGCAAUCCCAGUCAAGAUAAUUUUAGAAAAGCUCUUUAAGAGGGUUUCGAGGUUGGACAAAACCGAGAAUAUCAGAGGUGCAUGGACUCUAGGGGUGCCUGUGGUGGUUAUAUUCAGACUUCAGGUGGAUUCAUCUGCUAUUGUAUAG